CAGAGCGGCAAACAGCUGUCUCCACCUUGCACAAAUCUCUUCAGAUGGCCUGUCCAUGUUUAGCCUCACUGAGGACAACUCAUCUGGCAGGGCAAUAGACGUUUUAUUGUAGUUCUACUAAAUGAUGGAAGACAGUAGGUAACACUUAUUUAUCCGUGACAGGACCUGAGGCAGGCUGACCUCUGAAUACGUGAGUCAUAUUUAAGUGCAAUGUGUGUGUUCACAUUGGUUAUAUAAAGGCAGCUUUGGUGUCAAACAUUUUUGUGUAACCUGAAAAGACUGGCAUGUGGUAGGCACUUAAGGGGGAGGGAGACAUUGAGAGCGCUUAAUGAAUCCAUCUUGCAAGGACAGAAACCGAGAAUUAGUUGUGACUGCUGGUGAAAUGCUACACAUAGAUUGACUGUGGCACACUUUCUAAGGAAAAGAGACUUGGCUAUGUUGGAAUAUUACCAGAUACUGAUUUAUAAAUGUGCAAUAAGCUAAAGUGAAUUGAUGAUACCCUUCCUGCUCUUUUGAGAUUCAGGGAGUUUCAAAGCACAACUGUGAUCGGCAACCUACUGAGCAUCAAAGCUACUUUGAUCUCAGGCUGAUAGCAUGAGCUGUUGUCCAUCAUUUAUCUCUGUCUUCUCUGGGCUGACACUCUCUCUUUCUCUCAAACACAAAAGUAUAUUGAUUUAGCUUUAUGAUACCUCUAAUGUCAGCAACAGCUUAUAGUGGAAAAGCACUGCUGAACUGAUUUUAGUGGGUCAGUUGGGGUGUGUGUGUGUUCCUUGGAUAGGCUUCGGCUCCACCACAACCGUGACCAGAGUAAAGUGGUUACUGAAGAUUAAUGAUAAUUGUAAGAAAAUCAUAUCAUCCAUCCAUUUUCUGUACCGCUUAUCCUACACAAAGCCUGGAGCCUAUCCCAGGGACUUGGGGUACAAGGUGGGGGACACCCUGGACAGGGUGCCAAUCCAUCGCAGGGCAUAACUGCAUACACAUUCACACACCCAUUCGACAAUUUAGAGAUGCCAAUCAGCCUACAAUGCAUGUCUUUGGACUGGGGAAGAAAACUGGAGUAAUCUGAGGAAACAUCAGAAGGAAAAGCACAGGGUGAACAUGCAAACUCCACACACACACACAGGAGGAAGCAGGAUUUGAACCCCCAACCCAGGUGGUGCAAGGCAACUGUGCUAACCACUAAGCCACCAUGUCCCCCAAAAUCAUAAUAAUCAUCAUCAUAUCAUUUUAAAAUAACAGUAUUUUAUCUGUUUACUUUUUUUGUAUUUGCUUGAUAAUCAGGACAAAAUCUUUUUUUUUUUUUCUUUUUUUUUGAAAAAACAAAUAUAUUGUGCUCAGAAGUUGUAGGCGGUCAUGUCUGGCACACUUCUUCUUCUUUUUUUUUUUGAUAUUGUAUUAUUGAUCAAUUAUUGUUUUUUAAAACUUUUUUUUUUAAAUGUUUUACUUUGAACAACAUUUUCUCCUCUGGUUUCAAAAUGACAAUUUUACCAAAAGUUCAAAACAGUCACUAUUUUAUUGAAGCCAACGAGCAGCUCCUUCUUAAGUGAAAUCAUCACUUUUUUGUUGUUGUUUUGCCAAGCCAGUUGCGUUGUCGCUGGAGCACCACCAUCCCGCUCUCUCUAUUCAAUUCAGUUCUCUCUCUCUGUGUGUGUGUGUGUGUGUGUGUGUGUGUGUGUGUGUGUGUGUGUGUGUGGUGACGACACCAUGACAUCAUGUCUUGUUCUCUCACUCCCUCUGCAGUAUGGGCAUGUCUCUCAGUCUGUCGCGGAAGAAACAGGAAGUUAAAAAAAAAAAAACCCCGAGCAAAACACGGAAGUGGAGCGGCUUUAGUUAGAUCAGCGGGAAAGUGAAAGCAAAUCAGGCCGGAACAGUAGGACGCACAGGCAAUGCUAAGGAAGUGUUAGCUUCACUUCAACUGCUGAGACACAGAAACCGACCGAGAGAAUAAUAAGACCAAGAAUCUCGACUGUAGUUAUUUCAGUCACACGGCGAGCACACAGGCUUAGAGGCUUCCCUGGGACUACUGUCUCUCUUCCUAGACUGCUACCCCUCCUUCCCCCUUUCUUCAAUAUGAACCCUCCAGGGGCAUGCAGGGAUAGAUGCAAUGAUGAUGACCUGCCCCAGAUGGACGGCACAUGUGACGCGUGUGAACCAGACGAACCGCAGGCCGCUACGCAAAUGUGUGUGAUUUGCCGCUUUGCCUUUUGUGUGGUCCACGCAGAGAAACACGCACGCAGCACCAGACAUCCACUUCAGCCCUACACACCCCCAGAGCCUGGAGUAAAUGCCAAUGCCCACGUCAAUGCUGAACCUGAGGCAAAUGAAAACCGGCUGGAGGAGGCCGAGGCUGCUGGGGGUAGAGGUGAAGAGAUGGAGGAGCAGGACAAGGAGCAAAGUGCGCGUGAAUCAGGAAAGAGAGACACAGUGACUGUAGAAAGACUGAGAUGUAAGGAACAUGGAGAGGAGGGCUCAUUGUACUGCAAACAGGAUGAAAAGAUUGUGUGUGUGUUGUGUGCUGUUCAAGGAGAUCACCGAGGACAUGAGAUCAUCACACUCCGGGAAGCCUACAUGUGGCAGAAGAGUAAAGAGAGCAUAGAUCUGCUAGCGUGUACUCAAGAAGUGUCCGAGAAGAUCAAGACCAAGUGGACCAGUCCAGAUAUGAGCCCAGACGAGCUAGAAUGCUACGUGAACCAGCAGUUUGACGAGCUACAGAGGCUGGUGCGUCUGGAGGAGUGGCGCGUUCUUCACCUGGUAGACCUGAAGGAGGCCUUUUUGACAGCACACGCUGCAGAGAAGAUUGCUGAGAUCAGCGUUCACACUGAGAAACUGCAGGAGGAGAUGGACUCAAUCACACAGCAGCUGGGUGAGCUUGACCAUGCUGAGCAAAAUGGCGUAGCCCCAGCUGACCUGGCACCUCUGCUGGCAGGACAACCACGGCCGCAUGGUGCUGCUCGUCUGGAACCAAGGCCUCUGAUGGGCCCUGAAGCCAGACCAAGACUACCUGCUCAGCAGCGAGACCCUCAGGAUCCUCGAGACUAUGGAGAUGGAGAAGACUCUUCCAUGGGCCAUGCUCCGUAACAGCAACAGCAGAGUCGAACAUCUACAAUCUUCUGCCUUAUUCUUAUGAACUGGGACAUUGGAGUGGACGGUCUGUCUUUAUAGCUACAGAAACUACCUUUCUGUAUCGAUUUUCUGCAUGGAUUGUUGCCUUUUAACGUUCAGUCUUUGCUGCUUGUCUUCUCAUGAGGAAAAGGAUGAAUUGAAUGGAGUUGAUUGCAGUCAGAGUGAGUCUUCAACACCAGUCAGACACUUGGCUGAGGAUGUGCAGCUGAACGACGCAAAUUAAAAGACGGGAAUGUAAACCAAAUCCAGUUUGCCUUCGCUUGUAUAUUAGUCAUGAUUAUAGUGCUGGAUUUGUGGAAUAUGAAUUCCCAACCUAGUAUACAAGUGCAGUGUAUACUAGAUUGCAUCAAUUCUUGGACAGUUGCAUUAUUAUUUUUUCAGUUUUACCCCAUUUCCUCCCGAUUUGUUUACUUUUCUGUUCUCACCCACCAGCUAUGCAUAUCCUGUCACAUGACAGAUACCAACCAUGGAGGAUGAAAGCUAGCACAUGCUUCUUCAGAAACAUGUGAAGCCAGCCACUGCAUCUUUUGAAUGGCUGCUCAUGCAGCACAGGGCAGUGUAACACGCUCAAGCCCAACGUAUACUUCGGGCUGCGCCUGAAACCGCAUGUAUUUUGCAUCAUAUAUAGUAGGUUAAGCCUCUGGCAUACUUUUUUUUUACGUGUACGCUAGCGUAUGCACGCAGUCGUACGCAUAGUCUUUCAAAGUAUACUCCAUUUGACAUGUACGUGUACACAGGCGGUCAACGCAUGCGCAUUACGACAACUUGCACUACCCCUCCUGGCCUACAGGAGUCAGUACGGAGCACUAACUACCUUGAGAAUCAACGGCCCUGGAACAACUAAAUAGUGCAAAAGAAUUAAGUGCGUACAAAGUACACGUCACACGUACUGUACACUGUUCCUAGCGUACGUGUAAAAAGUGAAGUAUACUUUGGGCUUCAGAGGAAGGUGCUAACUGCCCUCUCAUAUGAGCUCACAGACACCCACGAUUAUAACGCUCUCCCUCCCACCCAAAGAGCACGGCCAAUUUUGCUGUCUCGCUUUGGCACUGUCAUGAUCCAAACCCUUCAAUCUCCUGAUGAUCAGAGCCACUCAGGAGCCAUAAAAACUGAUGGUGGUAAGAAAGGAUGGAAAUUGUUGGCUGUUGUUUUCCAUACAUAGAUUCAGUACUGCAAAAUGCCUUAAAAAACAACAUCAGUUUGGUGAAAACUCCAAAAGUGAGUUUGAUGCAAGAGAUACAGAAAAGAGAGAAAAAUCACCAAAAAAAAAAAAGAAUCGUGUCCAUAUUAACAUGGAAUGCCUCUGUCUGAACUGUAGCAAGCAAAUUAGGCAGUAACAGGUUGUUUUUCAUCUGUCUCAACAUGAGGAAAAAUGUCUCAUCUAUGUGUAAUUAUUGUAGGAAACUAUGGGCUUUUGUAAAUGGCACUCAUGUAAGUACAUGCAAUCAUUUUUCAAGUUUUGUAUGGCUGUGUAAAUAUGUGUAGCAUCUCCUCACUGCCACUUUUUAGUUUUGUGCUAGAACAUAUGACCUUCAUUUAAUGUGCUCUUUUGUUGCUUAUGAUGCUGAUGAAAAUGUCACAGGUUUUGUUCAAAAAAAAGUAUGAGAUGCCUUCAAAUCCACUAAUCAUUUGAACAGUCAAAAGAAUUUCAUUGUACAAUAAAAUUCAUAGGGUGUGGUUCUAUCAAAUUGUAGGAAGUACAAACAUAUGUGUUGUGUAUAAACACACAAUACUACACAAAAUGCAAAGAUGCAAAAAAAAAAAGCACAGUGGUAGCUCAGUGGUUAAGAUGUUAGACUUCUGAUCAGACGGUCAUGAGUUCAAAUCCCAGCACUGUCUGCUCAGAAGCUAAGGGCUCCUGAGCAAGGCCCUUAACCCUCAACUGCUCCAGUGAAUAAAUGAUGAAUGUAAGUCACUCUGGAUAAGGUUGUCUUCCAAAUGCUAUAAAUGCAAAAUGUACAAGAAACUGUGUUUACAGUAUGUUGUAAGAGGACAAACAGGUUGUUCCAUGUUUUUCAGUGGAGCAGUGCAAUUUUAGAAAAUACUCUAAAUGGCUUGUUUCAAAAUCCUAUUAAGAAAACUUAAAAUGCUGUGAUGUAUGUAAGGCCACCCUCCUUGAGUCCAUCAAUACAUAUUAUCGAUAGAUAGAAAACCAUAGGUAAUGAUUAGAGAUGCAUCAAUACUAAAUUUCUUAGCCGAGACCGAUAACCGAUUAUUCAGAGUGAUAUCAGCCGAUACCGAUACCGACAGUUCUGCCUUUUAUGCCUUCUUAUAAAUUAAUUAAUAAUAAUUAAUUCCACAAUUUUGAAGGAAAUGCAAAUAAAAACGUUAUUCUCUCCAUUUCAUCAAGUUGUUUCACAGUAACUGGUCUCAUAAAAAGAAAACACAUUACUCUAAUUAACAUUAACACAUGAACUCAGUUCUGAAGAUUAAAGUAAGAUUUCUUAACUUAUUGAAUGUUAUUAAUUCAUAUUAACAUUGAGUGAAUUCUAAAAAACCUCCUGUUAGUCUCACAUUCACUCACCACAAACAAAAGCAUUUCUACUUCAUCACUGACAUCAAACUGGUAAAAUAUAAUAUCAACUUUUUUAUAUAUUAAAAUUAAUGGGAUAUGAAAUACACUAUAAAUAUAUUUUUCUGUGCAAUAUAUACUUUUUUGUCGACUCAUCUUCACUGAAAUCUUUCAACGGUGUACUGGCGCUUUAAUUCAGCUCGAGCAGCUUGGCAAAAAGAAAAUUAGACUCUACGCUGAAACUCCCGCGUCACUGCUGCUCACUUCCGGUGUAGAAUUUUAGCAGUACAGAGAUAACAAACUGCAGUUUUGUCGUCAUUCCACACAAGAGACAUCAUCUUUACACACAGCACAAAUUCAAUGUGUUUUCCCGCUCUCUUUUUAUUGACAGGAUAUAAUCGGCCCU
This is a messenger RNA of Ictalurus furcatus (blue catfish), 6041 nucleotides long. It is a transcript of the gene trim44, whose product is annotated as tripartite motif containing 44. Gene Ontology annotation, molecular function: zinc ion binding. The transcript has 6 exons. Lineage: Eukaryota; Metazoa; Chordata; Actinopteri; Siluriformes; Ictaluridae. The record is from RefSeq and is a predicted model, not a curated record. The coding region runs from base 2071 to 3078 and encodes 335 amino acids.